AUGUGUACAAUAUCUAUUCCAGCAGUUGGUACACCUAUACCCCAUCAUCACACAGCAUCUAUAUUGACACAGAGUAGCACAGAACUCUUGAUGAAAUAUAUGCCAGCACCAGUGUGUCGCUGUUCAAAGCCUGAAAAGAGCAAAGAAUCGUCAAAGAAUCAAACCACAUCAAGCACCUGCAGUAACAGCAAGGAACAGUCAACAGCAAUGCCAUAUAUCGAGAAAACAAUGCCAAACAAACGGACGUUAGAUAUUGCUGCUCAAUCACAAAUAAACAUGACACCCUAUUCCUCUCCUUCAGUAUCACCCAAGCCUAUCUACACGCAUAAAUUACCAGACAACUUUUUCACAUCAAACUCACCGCCUGCACCCAUCUCACCUAUUUCCAUUUUUGCCUCUAAAACCAAUUCGCCUGUAUCUUCACCCAAUCUUCAUCCAGCGUCUCUAAGGAACAGUUUAAUAGACUCUCUAGAUAGCUUAACCAUUACCCCUAUCAACGAAACUUGUCCAUCGUCAACAACUGCAGCUACCCCACACAGCGUCAACUGCUCAUCACCAUUAUCAAAUGACAAUAACGCUACUCAAACUGAAAAGCCAUACCAUCGCAGUACAUCAAGGAAACGUCUCUCUUUAGACGACUUUUGCAUCAAACAAACAGUCGGCACAGGUUCAUCCGCCCGUGUUCAUCUCGCUAAAAGCAAAAUCAACGGGAAAUACUAUGCAGUGAAAGCAAUUAAUAAGAAGGAUCUUGUCUCGAGAAGACAAGUUGAACACGUACAAAACGAAAGAGAAAUUUUAGGAUCCGUCUCUCAUCCAUUUUUGGUAAGACUUUGGGGAACCUUCCAAACCGAGAGUCAUGUAUUCUUUGUGAUGGAUUAUGUUCCUGGUGGUGAAGUCUUUCGGAAACUCCGUAAGAAGAAGAAAUUUACAGAAGAUGAGGCAAAGUUUUACGCUGCUGAAGUUACUCUUGCCAUCGAAUAUUUGCAUAGUUUAGACAUUGCUUACAGAGAUUUGAAACCUGAAAAUAUACUUAUCGAUGCUCGUGGCCAUGUCAAGAUUACUGAUUUCGGUUUUGCAAAGAGAGUAACUGAUUUAACAUGGACUGUAUGUGGUACACCUGAUUAUUUAGCGCCGGAAAUUAUCCGUUCACAAGGCUAUACUAAGGCAGUAGAUUGGUGGAGCCUUGGUAUUCUGAUCUAUGAAAUGCUUACAGGACAUCCACCAUUUACAGCAAAAAAUCCUGUAGAUCAAUAUCAGAAAAUUUUGCUUGGCGAAAUAAGUUGGCCAGAGAAUAUCCUUAUUAGUGAUGAAGCCAAGGACCUAAUACAAAAUCUGUUACGCGUAAAGGCUACUGACCGGAUUGGUAACCUGAAAAAUGGCAGCCAAGAUAUAAAGAAUCACCCUUGGUUUAAAUGUUACGAUUUCGCAGACGUCUUAGCACGCAAAAUUACUCCACCGCAUAUCCCUGAUAUCAAGUACGAUGGUGAUACCCAUUGCUUCGACUAUUAUGAAGAACUUCAAUUACCUUACCAUAUGAUGACAACGACAGAACCCUAUUGUACGCAUUUUGCCAAUUUUUAG
Molecule: messenger RNA, 1581 nt
Organism: Mycotypha africana
Lineage: Eukaryota; Fungi; Mucoromycota; Mucoromycetes; Mucorales; Mycotyphaceae
Product: kinase-like domain-containing protein
Exons: 4
Coding region: 1-1581 (526 amino acids)
Biological process (GO): peptidyl-serine phosphorylation
Cellular component (GO): cAMP-dependent protein kinase complex; nucleus
Molecular function (GO): ATP binding; cAMP-dependent protein kinase activity
Source: RefSeq, a predicted model, not a curated record